This is a messenger RNA of Hibiscus syriacus, 741 nucleotides long. Its product is annotated as ganglioside-induced differentiation-associated protein 2-like. NCBI's taxonomy places the organism in Eukaryota, Viridiplantae, Streptophyta, Magnoliopsida, Malvales, Malvaceae. The transcript is spliced from 3 exons. The record is from RefSeq and is a predicted model, not a curated record. The coding region runs from base 17 to 622 and encodes 201 amino acids.
CCAAAUCCCAGAAAUCAUGGCAUCCCAGAAAAUUUCCGAGUCCGAUCAAGAACUCCUCCUCCGCAAACUCGACAUCUUCAAGAUCCGCGGCAAAGAUAAACGAGGCCACAAGAUUCUCCGUAUCAUCGGAAAAUUCUUCCCCGCUCGGUUUUUGAGCGUUGACGUUUUGAAGAAGUAUUUGGAGGAGCAUAUAUUUCCGAGGCUAGGAAAGAAGUCGUUCUCGGUGUUGUACGUCCACACAGGCGUUCAAAGGAGCGAGAACUUCCCCGGAAUCUCGGCCCUCCGAUCAAUCUACGAGGCUGUCCCCGUCGACGUCAAGGAUAAUCUCCAAGCCGUUUACUUCGUGCACCCCGGCCUCCAGGCUCGGCUCUUCCUUGCCACCUUCGGCCGCUUUCUCUUCACCGGAGGGCUGUACGGGAAGCUGAGGUACGUGAGCAGAGUUGAUUACCUGUGGGAGCACGUGAAGAGGAAGAAGAUAGAGAUGCCAGAAUUCGUGUACGAUCAUGAUGAAGACUUGGAGUACCGUCCGAUGAUGGACUAUGGAUUGGAGAGUGAUCACCCAAGGAUUGAUUCUUCACCUUCUCCGUCCGUUUCCAUCUACUCUAUGAGGUGCAUCUCAUAGGCAUACAUUUAUCUUAUUUACUUCCUCCGACUGCUGUAAAAAAUUCCUUCUUUCAUUUUCCCUUUGAGAUUGAUCUGUAAAUAGGUUUUUAGUUCUCAACACACACAAAAGAAGAGAUG